Molecule: messenger RNA, 399 nt
Organism: Theobroma umbraticum
Lineage: Eukaryota; Viridiplantae; Streptophyta; Magnoliopsida; Malvales; Malvaceae
Source: RefSeq, a predicted model, not a curated record
AUGGCAGCCCGUGCAAAAAUUCUCUCGAGUACCCAGCAAGGCAGCCAUCUAUGUGCCAAAAUAAUUGAUCAGGGACUUCAGGGAUCUGAUCAUUUCUAUCAGAAGUCUAUGUCUAAUGGCAGAAUUGCUUUGUUAUUUAGUUCUAAUAUUUUGGCAGCAAUGCAAGAUUCUACCUUGUCUAAGCCACUGCAAUCUUCAAUUGAUCAGGGGUAUUAUUUGAAUGUUAAGGGAGAUGGAAUGGUGACAGCAGAGGGCAAUGAACCAAGAGAUACUGUACCAGAAGAGAUGCCGAAUGAGCAUAUGAUUCACAGUAAGAAAGAAGACACAAUUCAGAUAAAGGAACAAGUGUUGACUCGACAGACAAACUAUACUCUAACAAGUAAAUCAUGCGGCAAGUAG